CGCACACUUUUAUAUCAACGCAGAGUUACGCGCGCGUUCACAAGCUGCCUGAGCUGAUAAAAAACCGAAAGUGUCUCCGUCCACGACCAGCCCCUGGGACCAGAUCCGUCCUUGACCCUCCAACUGUUCCAGAACCAGCACCAGCACCAGAACCAGCACCAGAACCACCAGGACCGUCCUCAUGUCUCUGCCAGCCGUGUCCCGCCUGUUGACGCGCGCCCUGCGGACCCGCCUGGUCCCCGCGGCCCAGCUGUCCUCCAAACCGGCCAAACACCACAUCUCUGCAGGGGAGCAAGCUAUCGCAAUGUCCGUCAUGUUCGUGACCAUCAUGGGCCCCUCCGGCUGGGUUCUGAUUCACCUGGAGGAGUACAAGCACCACAAGUAGAUGAUGAAGAUGACGGGCUGUCCUUCCUCAUCGGAUUAGACUGAUGCACUGCUGAGCUUUGAUAAUAAACAACUUCACCAAUAAA
Molecule: messenger RNA, 470 nt
Organism: Cololabis saira (Pacific saury)
Lineage: Eukaryota; Metazoa; Chordata; Actinopteri; Beloniformes; Belonidae
Product: cytochrome c oxidase subunit 8B, mitochondrial
Exons: 2
Coding region: 182-385 (67 amino acids)
Biological process (GO): mitochondrial electron transport, cytochrome c to oxygen
Cellular component (GO): mitochondrion
Source: RefSeq, a predicted model, not a curated record